This is a messenger RNA of Besnoitia besnoiti, 4599 nucleotides long. RefSeq lists its product as uncharacterized. The record is from RefSeq and is a predicted model, not a curated record. The transcript has a single exon. Bases 1 to 4599 code for a protein of 1532 amino acids. NCBI's taxonomy places the organism in Eukaryota, Apicomplexa, Conoidasida, Eucoccidiorida, Sarcocystidae.
AUGGCGGCCUCUGCGCGCGUGGGGUGCCGAGGUCCUGCGGCUCUCCAGCGAACUGCCUGCUCGCGUGUCUUCUCUGAAGCCUCACACUCGCUGGAGCUUUCCCCGCGCCCCGCUCUCGCCAGCCUCGCGCCUUUUGCGCAUGCGGCUCCGCCGCUCUCUGCCGCCUUUCCGCCGCGUGCGUCGACUCGACGGAGCCAGGCGCAGCAGAUCCAGCCUCUGAGUGAAACCCAGGGCCUCAGCGGGUCGCAGCUGCCGCUGGACGCGCAGGGACGGCGCGCGAGCCCGGCUGGGGGCCCGCGGGGCCUUCAAAGGGGGAGCUCGGAGCCCCGUUCCGCGGCGCGGCCGCCCCGGCCCUCUCGGGCAUUCGACUCGCCUUCUAGGCGGUCGCGUACCGUUUCCGCUGCGCCUUCGGCACCACGGGCGCACAGGGCUCCACCGCCGCACGAGCCCGUCUGGCUGCGGCCCGCGGGCUCGUUGCUCGGGAUGUCGGCGCCGUGCUUCCGUGUUUCUCGCUGCUCCUCCCCGUGGCGCACUCUUCUCCCCCCUUUUUUCUCGUCUGCGUCUCGGGCUUUUUCGUCAACUCCCGGCGGGCCUGGGCCGCCUUCGUCAUCGUCGUCCGAUGCCUCCGCAUGCACGGCCCACUCGCGCGCCUCUUCUUCGUCUGUCUCUUCUUCCUCCUCAUGCCUGCUGCUGGCUUCUGCGCGCCGCCUCCUUCGUCUCGCGCGCUUUGUUGACCGGCACCCGUCUCUGCUUUUCCUCCUCGCGCCGCGUCUCCGUGCCUCCUCCGCCGAGCGGCUGCCUGCGCUGGAGACGCUCGUGACCUCCUCUUGGCCCCUUGGCGGUUCCGCCGCCCUGCGUGGGCUGCGCGUUGAGGCGCGACCGCGUUCCUUCCCCCCGCUGCCGGCCUCGCUAGCUAAGGACGCUCCCUCUCUCGCGGAGGAAGAGGCCGCGAGUUCUUCUCCCGAUUCGCACGCGGAGAGUCCUCUCUUCCAGUACCUCUGUCAGGGCCUGCCCCCCUCGCGCUUGACCUGUGAAGACGAUCAUCGCGAGCUGCCUCGUCUCCCUCUGCGUCCUGCUUCCUCGCGCCUUGAAUCUGCUUCGUGGGCGGAGAGCGCAGCGCGCCCUGCGCAGCCGCGCUGGCUGACAGAGUUCAUCCUCGCGCAUUUGAGAGGGCAGGCGGGGACCAAGGGGGGCGGCGGCGGCGCGGCGGCAGGCGCUGAACAGCUCAGACCUGAGACGCUCGAGGGGAGCCUGGAGUUCCUAUGGUCGCUGUCUCGCCUGCUGAGUCGUGUACAGUUUUCGCCCUACUUUUUCGCGAGCGAGCUGCAUGCGCCACUCGCGCUUCUUCUUCCCCCCGUGUCUUCUUUGUCUCCCCGCCUCUCUUCGUCCGCGCCUCGCGCGCCUCGCGCUCCCCACGACGACUCGCUCGCGUCGCCCUUAGCCUCUUCCAGUCCUCAGUCUCUCGUCCCUGCCUCCGGCGCCUCUGCUGCGUCUCCGCUUUCGCCUGGGGCCGAGGCCGCCACGCAGGGGGCGGCGCCUGCCUCCCCGACGGCGCCGGAUGGGGCGGGCGCCGCCUCGCCGGACGCGCCGGGGCUGUCUCCGGCUGACUGCGAAACUUCGCCGGCUCUCUCUCGCGCGGCUGAAGGCGCGCCUGUCGCGUCUGCGUUGUCUGAGGCGGAUGCGCGCGCGAGGCUCCUGCUUGAGGCGCGACUCGUUAGCCUGCUCGCGCGGUCGCCUGGCGCCGGCUCAUAUGGCGUGUCGUCCCUCUCUGCGAUCUCCGCUGCCUCGUGGAGCCCCGCAGGCGUCGCGGACGCGGGGGCGGCGCUGCGGGGCGCGGGCGACGCGUCGCCACUCGAGCGGCUGCCGUCGCGGGCAGAGUUGGAGGCGGCAACGCGCAGUCUCCUUCUGCCUCCGGUUCAGUGGGAGAGCGAGCCGACGAGACGGCGCUUCGCCGCCGCGCUCCAGCCGCUGCGCCUGGCGGCCCCCGAGGCCCAGCCGGCGAGAAGAGGGCGGGGGAGGUCGGCAUGCGGCGGGGGGGUUCACGCCUGCGAAAGCCGCCACGCGGGGGGAGAAGAAGACGCACGCAGCACACGAGGAGAGAGAGAGGGCGACGCGUCUUGUCAGCCGCGCCAGGGAGAAGGGCCCUUACGAGAUGCUGCACAGGCACAAGCGCCGAGGGACGACGCGGCGCGUGAGCAGCAGAGCGCCCACUCAGGCUUCCUGGAGCCCGCAGGCGCGGUGGCUGGGGCUGCGUCGGUGUCCUCGCUGAGGCGCGGGCACCUCCUGCUCGUGCAUCCGCUGACCGCCGACAGCUUUUGGGAGCGCGCCGUCGUCCUCAUCACCAACGUGACGAGGAAGGGCUACAUUGAAGGUCUCAUUCUGAACAAGCGUCGCGUGUGGCGGCCGUCCUCGUGGGAUUCAGCGUCUCCUUCUGCUUCCUCGCCUUCGGGCACUGGCUCUUCUGUGUCCCUUCCUCCUUCGGCCUCGCCGGAUGCGUCCCGCGAGCUGCGCCGGCGCGCGAGCUCGCCUGCUGCAGAGGGUGACGCCUGCGGUCCCGUUGCCCCGAGCGGAGAGGCAGACGUUCCUCGCUCUGCUCCGCUCUCCCUCCUCCCUCGCGUCUGCUUCCUCUCCACGUCCUACUCGAACUUCGUCGCAAACGCGCCUCGGCAGCUGCGGCUCCUCGAGGCGUUGCAAGGGCAAGUUGACCAAGCGGCCGCGCGAGUGGGCGGCGUGGCGCCUUCAGACGCCCCUGUCUGCCCACCGACUCGGGCGCACUCUGAGUCGCCGGUGCCUUCUGCUGUUUCGUCUCCUUCCCGCGUGGCUGCCACUCGCGUGGCUGCCUGCAGGUUGUUGAUUCGACGAGCCGUGGCCGCGUUGGCGCUGCAUGCGCGGGAGGCCGCCGCGACGAAGGCGCGCGCGGCGGAGACGCUGUCGCGCGUGAUGGAGGAGAUCGCGACAGAUAUGUUGGAGGCGGUGGACGCGCCGCGUGCGUCGGCGAGCCCCUCCUCGGCGCUCGCGGCCUCGCACGCCGCCGACCUGCGCAGGGAGGCGCCGUAUCUGGUUCACCUCCUGCAGUGGUAUCGGAGUCGAGAGCUGCUGGAGCAGCGGGCGGAGGGCGGCGCAGGGACGGGAGGGGGCCAAGCCGGCGGCGCCGAGGCUCAGCCAGCCUUGCCGGCGUCGUCGCUCCUGCCAGGGCUCCCUGCGCCGCACCAAAGGCGACCGGAGCCUCGCGCGACCCCGAGCGAGCCCGACUACGGCUCGGUCACGUCCACGUUGUCGCUCUCCUCGCCUCUCAUCUCCCUGACGCCCAUUCAGUCCGCCCCCGAGGCAGGCGCCGAGACGCACGCACGCGCAGAAGACACCGCUCUCUUAUCUGGCGCCUCGCGGCGCGGCAAGGACAGCGACACGCUGAUUGUCUCCUUCCUCGCCGCGCUCCCCUACGGCUCCAUCAGCCCCGCGCAGGCGGCUGCAGCUGCGCAGAAGACCCGACGCGACGCCGCCCUCGCGCGCUUUCUGCCUCUGCAGACGGAGGCCAGCGCGCCCGAAUAUGAGCCGAUGGGCGCUGCUGCAGAGGCGGAGAAGCCGAGGCGCGAGGGCGAAGAGGCCGGCGCGGCCCUCGCGGAAGCGAGAUUCGCAGACGAAGGUCGCGGUGAAGAGUCGGGUGUGCAGCAUCUGACUGGAGAGGAGGGAGAUUUUGGAGGCGCGCGCCAGUCGCGCCUGGAGGCGGAGACUGUCGUCGAAGGGCCUGGUGUCCCGACGUGGGGCGCGGGGGGGACGGGCGAGGCGGCGGAUGGCGCCGCGGGGAGUCGUGAAGCCGCGCGCCGAGCCGACAAGAGAGACGGGAGGCGAGAAGAGCAAGACAGCAGAGGAGAAACGUACGGAAGCGUCCUUGAAAGGUACAGCUUCGGGGGGCCCGUUCCCGGGUUGACGGUGCUGCACACGAACGGCAAAGACGGCCUCGUCGAGGUCUUCCCAGAGGGCGUGUUCGCCGGCACGCGAAGAGAGGGGCGGAGGCGAGUCGCGAGUCCGAGGCUGCGCAGCGGCGGCCGCGACCUCGACGCGCAGCAGGGACCGCCCGAGUCAGGCGAAUCGUCUCGCGACUGGAGGACAGACGCAUCAUCGUCUGCAGCGGCAACUGCCGCGCAGCUAGGCGCCGGUCGAGCAGCGGCUGCGGGAGGCGAAGGCGCCGAGAAGGCAGUUGAGUCUACGCAGAGCGACUGCUUCCUCGUGGGACGCGAGGCGCGCGCGGUCCGCUGUCGGCGGUUCCUCGGGAAAGCCUCCUGGCGGCCAGGGCAGCUCGAGAGGGAACUCGAGCGGGGCAUGUGGAUUCUGGUCGGGUGCGCCGACAGCUCAGUCAUGCAGGACAUCGUUUUCUCGGAGGCCCCCGUCAUCUGCGCAGCUGAAAAUUCCGCAGUGAGCGGCGAGACCGGCAGCGAUGAAAACGAUCUCUGGCGAUGCCUUUUGUCCGCGCUGGCAGCCAGGAGAGGAGACGCGGAGGGCUCUCUCUACGAGGCGAUGACCCGCGUUCCGCUCUGCCUCGCGACGGAGGAGACAGAUAGGGAGGACGAAGACGAGAACGCAGAGGAGGACAGCGACUAG